CAACAUCUCCUACACACACACACACGUACCAUCUUGAAAUCGCUAGUGGCGUUUAUACUAGGCACUAAAGUUCCGGCAGCACAAGCGGUCAGGAAGUCAAUGGCAUAGUAAACGUUCCAUUGGCGCGUAUCAAUGAAACAAUACGCUAGGCACUCUUCUUCCCUAUAGCCGCUCGCACCCGCAAAUGGAAAACUAACAGGCCAUCCAAAUCCACUUUACGUCUUCUACUCGCAUGUAGAAUCCGCCUGCAAUCAAGGAAUCGCCCCUUACCUUGCUUCUGUGCCGACCCCGAGCUACCUCCACCAGCACGGCCGAAACAGAAGAACAAACCACAGCACGACACAACCUACACAAAGUAAUAAGGCCACCCCUCGACUGGCCGACGCUGAUUUGUUACUCGACAUGAUGGCUACAUCCGGUAUUGCUAAUCGUGUGAAAACCUGGCUGAUAUCUACGUGGCAUGUUAAAGUACCUGAUCCGUGGUUAGAAGCUUGUAUUAAUUGGAUUCAGGAAGAAAAUGGCUCAUCUCUGCUACAAGCUGAAAUUAAUAAACAAGUUUUUGAACAAUGGCUUCUUACAGAUUUAAGGGAUUUAGAGUUUCCAGUUUUGCCAGCAAACAUCACAGAUUCCCUGAAAUGUGAAUUAAAUGGCUUUCAUGCAGUACAGAUGGAUUCCUUAGUAGAUAUAAGUCUGCCUGCCUAUUCCCAGCUUCAGAAAUUAAAAGGAAAGGAUAGUACAAAUGAACAAGUAACAUGUACAACACAACAAAGCCAAAAGCCAUGGGAAGCAAAACCAACACGAAUGCUCAUGUUACAACUGACUGACGGAACACAGCAUAUUCAGGCUAUGGAAUACCGACCAAUUCAAGCUCUAAAUGCUAAUCUUUCUCCCGGUACCAAAAUGGUGUUACAGGGUACCAUUGUCUGUCGGCUGGGGGUGCUUCUUCUUAAACCUGAAAAUGUAAAAGUUCUUGGCGGAGAAGUAGAAGCUCUUGUAGCAGAGUACACACAAACUAAAGUUCUUUCAAGGUUAAUUGGUGUAGAGGACAACACUGUAGCUCAACAUUCAAAUGUUCAAGAACAUGCUGCAGGUGUAGCUGCUGGGGAAUUAGGACAGGCCCUUGGUCCAUCAGAUGAGGAUUUGUUAGCAAGCCUUGAGGAGAAUGAAGAGUUCUCAAUUAAUAAUGGUGUACCUUCUGAAAGUGGUUAUUAUAGCAGAAAUGAGAAUUCAAGUAUAUCAUCAUCUACCCAGCAUCAAACACAGGAUUCCAUAGUUAGACAAACAAGUUUUCCUAUGUUGGAUCAAACUGUUGUCCAUGUAAAUGUUGCAAAUAAUCAUGCAAUUGAAGAGCAGUUUGAUAUAGAUGAUGAGUUGUUUUUAGAGGAAGAAAUUCAGCGAGAAUUAGAAGAAAUGUCCAUGAGUCAGGCUGAGGUUGCACACGGUAGUACAGAUUUGCCUACCACUUUAUCAGCAACAUCACAUGCUUCAUCUGCCAGUUGUACCUCUGAUCAAAACAAUAUUGAUAUUCCUCCUUAUACAUAUUUGUCUACUAUAUUAGCAAGCAAAAGCAGAUCUAUAACUUGCGUAAAACUCAAGUCAUUUAUUGUGACCCUCAAUGGAAAUCUCUCUCACAGCUGUGGCUUAUGGAAUAUAAAGGCCAAAAUAUCUGAUGGAACAGGUUACCUUAAUGUGGAGUUUAGUGAUGAUGUUCUUACAGAACUAAUAGGGUUUACAGUGCCUGAAAUGAAAACGUUGAAAAAGGACCCUAGUCAGCAAAGUACACUUAUGGAAGGACUUCAGAAAUGCCAAAGAAUGCUGACCGAUUUCUGUGGCGUUAUGACUGUUUCUUAUAACCCUGCCAAGGAGGAAGCUGUUGUAUUGUCUCUGCAGGACGUCACUGAGGAAAUUAUGCAGUCUUUACAAAAGCUGUUGCGUUCAUAGCCAUAGCAUGCAUUUGCUCUUAUAUAUAUGUUCAACCAGUCAUUGCUUGAAAUAAGUGUGUUUAUGCAUUUCAUUUGUCUUUUUAACUUUAAAAUAUCCCUCUAGUGAUGAUGAUGGUGAAAAAUAGCUGUCCAUUUUUUGAUAACAUGUUGAUUAUUGUUGACCAAUUUAAUAUCUUAUACAUGUAAAGUUUGUUCUGCCUUUAAAAAAAAAAAUAUAUAUAUAUAUAUAUAUAUAUAAAUAAAAUUGCAACUAAA
Messenger RNA from Xenopus laevis (African clawed frog), 2198 nucleotides. It is a transcript of the gene rmi1.L, whose product is annotated as RecQ mediated genome instability 1 L homeolog. Gene Ontology annotation, biological process: resolution of meiotic recombination intermediates; double-strand break repair via homologous recombination. The record is from RefSeq and is marked provisional. Gene Ontology annotation, molecular function: nucleotide binding. Gene Ontology annotation, cellular component: nuclear body; nucleus; RecQ family helicase-topoisomerase III complex. Lineage: Eukaryota; Metazoa; Chordata; Amphibia; Anura; Pipidae.